Homarus americanus (American lobster) is the source of this 381-nucleotide messenger RNA. RefSeq lists its product as uncharacterized. Lineage: Eukaryota; Metazoa; Arthropoda; Malacostraca; Decapoda; Nephropidae. The record is from RefSeq and is a predicted model, not a curated record. The coding region runs from base 49 to 381 and encodes 110 amino acids. The transcript has 4 exons.
UACCACCUGUCAGUCAGUCAGUGUAGCGGUGACAACACAGCAGCCAGCAUGAGUCAUAACCAGACACUGUGCCUCAAAAUCGGAGUUGAUCAGUACCCAGGUCUCAUCACGUUGACUGGUGAGCCGCCCAACAUUAAGGGAACAGGUGUGUUGGAAGAAAUCUACGACAUUUUGUCAAAACACUUUGGUUUCUGUUACCAGUAUGUCAUAUCUCCGGGCUCCUUUGGGGAGGUGUUGGAAAACGGCACAGUGACUGGAAUGACGGGUCAGCUCAACCGUUCGGUGAGUCUCUUCACACACACUUGGGUAGCAUCUCCGGCAACACAACACUGCCACUUUGAAUUGUGUUGCACUAUACAGCUGUCAUAUACUGAAAAUUAG